Molecule: messenger RNA, 450 nt
Organism: Entrophospora candida
Lineage: Eukaryota; Fungi; Glomeromycota; Glomeromycetes; Entrophosporales; Entrophosporaceae
Source: the annotation of a GenBank genome assembly
AUGAAAAAACAACCGAGAAAAACUAAAAUCAAUAGUAAAAAAAGUAACAAGAACGACUUCAAUAAUACCACAAAUAAUAAUAUGAAGCAAGAGACGACACGAAUCCCACAAAAAAAGCGUGGACCUCCUAAAGGUCGACCACUCAUACAUAAACGAAAAGUGAAGAAGGUGGUCAAUAAAAUAGUUGUUUGUGAAAAACUUAAUUUUCGUGUCGGUCUAUCGAAUAAAACUUCAUCUGAAAACACCCAGCCAAUAAAUCUUAAUGUCAACUUGAAUAUUAACGUGAACGCUGACGACUUGAAUAAUGGUAUGCGUGAUGAUGAAGUCAAUAAUGAUAGGAUCGUUGAAGAUGCUAAAGAUGAUAAUCUCAUUAUAACUAGUCGAAACAAUUUUCUACAAAAUAGUAAGAACAUUUGUACAUUUAUUAUUUGUAGGAUAGAUCGUUCCUGA